Messenger RNA from Euleptes europaea (tarantolino), 939 nucleotides. Its product is annotated as serine/threonine/tyrosine-interacting-like protein 1. The record is from RefSeq and is a predicted model, not a curated record. Lineage: Eukaryota; Metazoa; Chordata; Lepidosauria; Squamata; Sphaerodactylidae. Gene Ontology annotation, biological process: positive regulation of intrinsic apoptotic signaling pathway; negative regulation of cytoplasmic stress granule assembly; protein dephosphorylation. The transcript has a single exon. Bases 1 to 939 code for a protein of 312 amino acids. Gene Ontology annotation, cellular component: mitochondrion. Gene Ontology annotation, molecular function: protein tyrosine/serine/threonine phosphatase activity; protein phosphatase inhibitor activity; pseudophosphatase activity.
AUGGCGGGGGUGGAACUGUGCGAGCCCAUCCAGCUGUAUAACAUCUUGAACCAGGCCAGGAAGGCGUCCAGACUGGCGGAGCGAAACUACUUAUGUUUGAUCGACGCGCGAACCAAGCGGGAGUAUGACGAAAGCCAUCUGAUCACGGCCAUAAGAAUGAAACAGGAUCCUUCUGGCUCAUACAUCGUUCCUCCUUCUGCCAACCUUGAAUACGUCAGACACUGUGUGGUGUACGAUGGCACGACCAAUUUAUUGGUUGUUGGUGAUGAGAUGGAUGACGCUGCGCAGGAAGCAGAUGAAGAAAGAAACGCCAGGUUUGGGUGCGCCAUGCUCUGCGCCAUGCUCCUGCAGCGGUACACUCGCUUCCCUGUCCAAGUCCUGAGAGGGGGAUAUGAGUGCUUCACUGCCUCUUAUCAUUUCCUCCAGACCCAGAAGAUUUUCUGGAUGCCUCGGGAAUUAGAAGACGUCCUGCCCUACCCAGUAGAGAUAGUGCCAGGUAAGCUGUACAUGGGAAACUACAUCCAAGCUUGUCACCAACAGAUACAGAAGGAUCUGCACAUUCAAGCCCACGUCAAUGUCUCUGAGGAGGUAGACACGUUCUUCCCUGAUGACAGCGACCAAGUCCUUCACAUUUCAGUCCCCGAUUCUCCUGAGGCUGACAUGUCACCCUUUUUUAGCGACAUCUGCCACUUCAUCGAUAGCCAUACAAGUCAUGGUGCAGCCUUGGUUUUUUCCACCUUGGGCAUAAGCAGAUGCAGCACCGUUGUCAUUGCCUAUCUGAUGCAUUCAUGCAGGCUGUACUUAAAGAAUGCUUGGAGUUACCUCCAGAGGUGCAAAAGCAAUAUCCGGCCAAACCGGGGGUUUGUGCAACAGCUGUCUGAAUGGGAGGCCCGGCUCUACAUGGCAACCAUCACCAAUAUCUCUGAACCAGGUUACUGA